AUGGUCGCGGCACACACCUCCAGCCACCCGUCCGCUUCUGCUGAGUGGAUCAUCUGUCUGGAUAAGAGACCGGAGGAGCGUUCGGGGGAGGAUGUGGACAUUAUCUUGGCCCGUCUGAAAAGUGUGAAGGCCUUUGAGAAGUUCCACCCUGCUCUACUUCAGCAGAUCUGUCUGUGUGGCUUCUACGAGUGUCUGGAGAAAGGCAUCACAUUGUACAGGCAGGGUGACAUCGGGACUAACUGGUACACCGUCCUGUCCGGUUCUCUAGAUGUCAAAGUCUCGGAAACAGCAAACCAUCAGGAUGCUGUCACCAUCUGUACACUGGGCAUCGGCACAGCUUUCGGGGAGUCUAUUCUGGACAACACGCCUCGGCAUGCCACCAUUGUCACCCGAGAGUUCUGUGAACUACUGCGGAUUGAGCAGAAGGACUUUAGGACCCUGUGGGAGAAUUAUCGUCAGUGUAUGGCUGGUCUGCUGGUCCCUCCCUAUGGUGUUAUGGAGAGCGGCCCAAAUGCUGACAGAAUGCCUGACAAAGACAAUCUGAGCAACAGUUCUCCCGGAUCAUCAUCCAAACACUUAAAUAAGAAAUCAUUCAUUCAGAGUCCCACCAAACUUCACCCCGAAUCCAUUACUCGGGGGGUUGAGAACGUGGAACAGUUCCAUGAGCGUUCAUGUACUGCUGGGCCAACUUGGCGGCUUCCAGUCCUGAUGUUGGCUCGUGCUCCUUCACCCAGGCAGUGCUGUAUGGGCAUGGAGCUCGUUGAUUGGCUGAUGCAGCACACUUCCUGUGUUCACUCUCGUGUUCAGGCUGUAGGGAUGUGGCAGGUGCUGCUGGAGGAGGGAGUCCUAAACCACGUGGACCAGGAGCUGAGUUUCCAAGAUAAGUAUCUGUUUUAUCGCUUCCUGGACGAUGAGACCGAGGACGCACCCCUCCCCACUGAGGAGGAGAAGAAAGAGAGUGAUGAAGAACUACAGGACACCCUCCUGCUCCUCUCUCAGAUCGGACCUGACGCCCAUCUGCGAAUGAUCCUGAGUAAACAGCCUGGCCAGAGGACAGUAGAUGACCUGGAGAUCAUUUAUGAGGAGCUGCUGCAUAUUAAAGCCUUGUCACAUCUGUCCACCACUGUGAAGAGGGAACUUGCUGGUGUUCUGAUAUUUGAGUCCCACGCCAAAGCAGGCACAGUGUUGUUUAAUCAAGGGGAGGAGGGCACAUCAUGGUACAUCAUCCUGAAGGGCUCCAUUAACGUGGUGAUCUAUGGAAAGGGUGUAGUUUGCACGUUACAUGAGGGAGAUGACUUCGGGAAGCUGGCUCUGGUCAAUGACGCACCUCGGGCAGCGUCUAUCGUACUGAGAGAGGACAACUGCCACUUUCUGAGAGUGGAUAAAGAAGACUUCAACAGAAUCCUCAGGGAUGUGGAGGCAAACACGGUCCGUCUGAAGGAACAUGAGGAGGAUGUGUUAGUUUUGGAGAAAACUAAAAACAGGAGCUCCAGUUCCUCUCCUCUCAAGUACACGGUGAUGUCAGGAACUCCAGAGAAGAUUCUGGAACAUCUUCUGGAGACAAUGAAGCUCGACUCCCAGUUCACAGAGUCAGAUCCUGCUCUGGAUGACUUUUUGCUUAUGCACUGUGUUUUUGUCCCAAACAGUCAGCUGUGUCCACUGCUCAUGGCCCACUAUCAUGCUCAGCCGUCUCAGGGCAGUGAACAGGAGCGGAUGGACUACGCUCACAAUAACAAGCGCAGGGUGAUUCGCCUGGUCUUACAGUGGGCCGCCAUCAACACAGACCACCUGCAGGAGGAGGACAGCUCUUUCAACUUCCUCCAGGAGUUUAAUGAGACAGUGUGUGAAGAUUCCGGACGCAUCCCAGCUCUGAAAGACCAGCUGCCUGAACUAGUGAAGAUCAUCAAACAGAACUGUGAGGAUGGCCGGCCUUCUCAGAAAAAGCACAAAGUCCUGCUGCGUCAGUUCAGCACAGGGAACGACAGACUGCAGAAGAAACAGCCGAUCAGAAGCACAGAUGAGAUCCUCUUUAAGGUGUACUGCAGUGAUCAUACCUACUCCACUAUCCGAGUGCCUGUCGCUGCAUCUGUCAGAGAGGUCAUCGCCGCUGUUACCGAUAAACUGGGGUCAGGAGAUGAUCUUCUGCUCAUCCACCUCAACUCAGCCGGAGAUAAAGAGCUUCUAAAGCCAUCUGAUGUGUCCAUCUUCUCAUCACUGAGUAUUAAUGGCCGUCUGUUUGUCUGCCCGAGGGAGCAGAUCGACUCUUUGCAUGAGCUGAUCUACCACACGUUUGGCCGUCAGCAUUUCAAGAAGACCACGGCUAAUCUGGAUCUGUUCCUGCGGCGCUUUAAUGAGGUUCAGCUGUGGGUGGUCACAGAGGUUUGUUUGUGUCCCACGCUCAGCAAACGCGUCCAACUGCUCAAGAAGUUCAUCAAGAUCGCAGCGCACUGUAAAGAGUUUAAGAAUUUGAACUCAUUCUUUGCCAUUAUCAUGGGUCUGGGAAACCCGGCGGUCUGUCGGCUCAGUCAGACAUGGGAGAAACUGCCCAGCAAGUUCAAGAAGUUUUAUGGCGAGUUUGAAAACCUGAUGGAUCCCUCCAGAAAUCACCGAGCGUAUCGACUUACAGUGGCCAAGUUAGAGCCACCUAUCAUUCCCUUCAUGCCUUUAUUAAUUAAAGACAUGACUUUCACACAUGAAGGUAACAAGACGUUUACUGACAGAUUGGUGAACUUUGAGAAAAUGAGAAUGAUUGCAAACACAGUCAGAAUCAUGAGAUACUGCCGAAGUCAGCCAUUCAAUCAAGAAGCACCGCAGGCGACUGGUAAAAGCCAUCAGGAUGUGCGGAGCUAUGUGCGUCACAUUAGCGUGAUUGACAACCAGCGUACCCUGUCCCAGCUGUCCCACAGACUGGAGCCGCGCCGGACCUGAUCCCCGGCCCUCAGUGCUGCUUCACCUCUGCCAGUCAAUAAGCUCUAGCUGCACAUGAACAGAAGCCUUCCUCCGCUCUGCUGCAGCAGAUGCACACACAAGGGCUUUGCCUUUCUUUGGCUGCUUGUGUGAAAGCGUGGCUUCAUUUCAGUGUACGGCUGUGGAUGUGCAGACCUCUGUUUAUGACCUUGCCUAUAUUCUGCCACGGAUCAGAUGUCCCCCUCUCUUUCAGAGUUUGUUUGCAGCAGUUGGCCACCUUACAUGGUGGUUUAGAAUUUGUAAUCAUGAGCUUAUUGAAAAUGAAGUU
Sinocyclocheilus rhinocerous is the source of this 3235-nucleotide messenger RNA. Its product is annotated as rap guanine nucleotide exchange factor 4-like. The transcript has 30 exons. The record is from RefSeq and is a predicted model, not a curated record. Gene Ontology annotation, biological process: Ras protein signal transduction. Lineage: Eukaryota; Metazoa; Chordata; Actinopteri; Cypriniformes; Cyprinidae. Gene Ontology annotation, cellular component: plasma membrane. The coding region runs from base 1 to 2928 and encodes 975 amino acids. Gene Ontology annotation, molecular function: guanyl-nucleotide exchange factor activity.